This is a messenger RNA of Fraxinus pennsylvanica, 387 nucleotides long. The record is from the annotation of a GenBank genome assembly. Lineage: Eukaryota; Viridiplantae; Streptophyta; Magnoliopsida; Lamiales; Oleaceae.
AUGUGGAAAUGCCCAAACUGCCUACGUAAAGUUGAGGAACAUAAAGACAAAAACAGCCGGAAAGUAAAAUUUAAAGCUGGAGUGCAAUUAUUUAUUUACAAUAUCUACCUGUUCGCGAACAUCGUCGCUAGGGGAACAAAGAAGUCUCGCAAAAAUGGGAACUGCACCAUGAUCAACCACGACCCUGGUGUUAUCAGAUGCAAUGCCUUCACGACGCUUCUUCAGCAAGCUCUCCUCCCUUCAGUUCUUCCGGAUCUCUACCAUGUUGUCCUCCCUCCUCCUCCGCCCCUCCUCCGCGUCCACCGCCACCUUGUACUUGCUCCGCCUCACUCCGUGCUCGCGUUCGGUCUCAACGACAUCGUUUCCGCAAUUCAGAAAACCAGAUAA